AUGCGGGAUGUUAUGUACUGGUUGUUGGACGUGAUGGGUGCGACUAUUGCUUCCAGUAUAGUGUACACGAGGGGGAUCAAGGUGGAGACUCGAGUGAAGAUCAGAGAGAGGCAUCUGAGUUGGGUUCCACCGCACGCCAAGUUUGGCUACCGCCGUCGGGCGUUCCGGUUCAUGGUCGGCAGCAAGGCAGAGGUGGACUGGACGAGCGCCAGGCGUGGCUGA
This is a messenger RNA of Penicillium canescens, 222 nucleotides long. RefSeq lists its product as uncharacterized. Lineage: Eukaryota; Fungi; Ascomycota; Eurotiomycetes; Eurotiales; Aspergillaceae. The record is from RefSeq and is a predicted model, not a curated record. The transcript has a single exon. The coding region runs from base 1 to 222 and encodes 73 amino acids.